UUCUCGGAGCUCAUGAAGGUGGUUGCCCUGUCCACGCUCGCCGCAUGCGUGGCGCUGCAGACGACGGCAGCAGUUGACUUGUGCCGAGAGACCAUCCAGUGCAAGACGCCCGGAGACGAUACAUGCUUCCUCCUCUCCGGGGACUGCCCGCCAUGCCUCGCCAUCUCCCCGUCGCCAAGCGGUCUCCGUCUCUGUGUCGCCACAACGACGCUCGGUAUGUGCCCACUUGGCUACGUCUCGUGCAAUGGCUCGGUCACCACCGUGCCACCGCCGGCUACGCAGCCAGUGUCCACACCACCGCCGACAUCGGAGAUCCCAUGGACGACGACAGCGCCUGUAUCGCCUCCACCGACAGUCACUUUUCCUACAAGCGUCUUACCGCCGGUCCCAUCGCGACCGGUAGCCACGUCGCCCGCCGUCACGACGAGUGCAACCGUGACGAAAUCUCCGGCAGGACCGGCUACUUCAGCACCGUUGGCGCCUUCAACGACCACGCCUCUGAAAUUACCCACCAGCACCUCCGCGUUGUCGUCGCAAGAUUAUAACGACAGCUCGAUCCCAACGACCAACAGUACCAGUACGACGAAGGACACGACGGCGUCGUCCGGUAGUGGCCCGUCGGCGAGCUGGACUGCCGCGUUCGUUGUCGGUGGCAUCGCCUUGGCUCUUUUGCUUGUCUUUGUUGCUCGCAAGUACCGCAAGUCGCACGAAGACGACGACGACGACAACGACGCGUGCACGCCGGAUGCGCCGCUCACGUUUACGGGCCACUCGAGUUUCCAGCCCAUGCAGCGUCUGCGCACGACCGGCAGCGAGGACGAGCCGGUGCCCAUGAUGCCACCAAUGAGGCCAUCGGCGUUCUCCAAGCCGAAGAAUGACUUUGUCGCGCGCCCGUCCUUGCGCAACUCGGCAGCCGACACGCCGCCGCGCGCGUCCGUGGCGUCAUCGAUGGACUUUGAGAUCAACGCCGUGCCGUCGCCGGUGUACACGGACUCGUCGCGGGGCAACUCGGCCGUCGACCUCUGGGACGAGAUGCCGAUUUUGAUCAGCCAAAAGCAAAGCCGGAUGCAAACCACCACCCACGAUGACAACAGCGUGACGCUGUAAGACCGUAUUCUGUAGUAUCUAAC
This is a messenger RNA of Saprolegnia parasitica CBS 223.65, 1130 nucleotides long. RefSeq lists its product as hypothetical. The record is from RefSeq and is a predicted model, not a curated record. The transcript has 2 exons. The coding region runs from base 13 to 1107 and encodes 364 amino acids. Lineage: Eukaryota; Oomycota; Saprolegniomycetes; Saprolegniales; Saprolegniaceae.